CCUGAAUAUCCCCCGACCGCAACGCCGCCGGUCUCCCUCCCUCGCUCCAUCCCUCGAGGCCCCUCGUUCUCCUCCCCGGCCCCGGAUCCUCGGCCGCGCCGCCGCUCCUCUCCCUGGGCCAUCCAGCGGAGCGGAGAUCCGUCCGUCGGGGGCGCGGAUUCGGUCCCUUCCCUUCUCGGCGGUUACUCCCACAGUGAGGGUAACUUGAAUAACUGUGAGAUGUGUGGUGUGCUGUCUCUUUAGCUUGGUGAUCAUCUGAAAAAAAAGGAAGUACUGUUUAAAUCAAACCAUUGGUUCAUGAAUGGUUUAGUCAUGCUAAGGAAAACGAAGUCCUGAUAACACAUACGGUGCAUGUGCUAGCUUCAGUAUGAUUGAAAACGGUGGCAUUAUUGACCUGAGUUCGGAUAGUGAUGAUGACUCGAUUUUUGGUGAUGACCACCAGCCAGCAUCUGCAAUCACAAGGUUUGAUCAAAAUGCUGAAGGACGUAUAAUCAAUUUUGAGGAUGAAGAUUGGCAGAGGAGCGCUCCUGGUCCGUCAUCGGCUAGGCCUGUUGAGAACAACAAUGGUCAAUACAGGAUUCUUCCAGCAUCCCUUACAAAUGGUAGAAAUGCUGAGACUACUCGCUAUACAUUUGGUUCAGGGGACAGGAUUCAUCCCCAUCCAAUGCGACAGGGCCUUUCUACUUCCAGUAGAAUUGAUAGCAGUUCAACAGCAGAUGCAAAUGACAAUAACAAGAGGGUCCUUCCACCAUCCUUUUCAAAUGGCAACACAUCAAAAUCUAUGCAUCUAAUUGCUGCUAGUGAGACACGCAAGCUUCCACCGCACUUUUCCACUAAAAGGUCACCAAAUGUUGGUGAAAACAGAAUGGGGACAAAUAUUGCCAAUGGAAAUUUACAGCCUUCAUCUUCAAUAAUUGCAAGAGGAAGUUCUAGCACACUUAAUACCCAGAAAGUGGAUGGUGAUGAUGAUGUUAUUGUAUAUGGAAGUUCUACUUCUACCUCACAUAGGGUACUACCUCCAAUGGUUGGAGCAACCAGUUCUAAUAACAGUGAAGUUGCUAAUGGCUUUGAGACACGCAGUCGCCUUAAUCCUGAAAAUAGGGCUUUAGAUUAUGAUGAGAGAGCAGUAUAUCAAGAAGCUCUGCAGAAUAUCAGUCGUGAAAAAAGGGAAGAUGAUCUGCCCGAGGGUGUGCUAGCAGUACCUCUCCUUAAGCAUCAGAAAAUGGCGUUGGCUUGGAUGGUUUCAAAGGAGAAUAGCUCACAUUGUGCAGGCGGAAUUCUCGCUGAUGAUCAGGGCCUAGGGAAGACAGUGUCCACUAUUGCCCUUAUACAAAAACAAAGGAAUGAACAGUCAAAAUUUAUGUCUGUUGAUUCAGAUCGUUUGAAAUCUGAAGCACUAAACCUUGAUGAAGAUGAUGAGGGAGAACAAACUGUUAGCAAUGAACCUAACAAGGACCAAGGUGCUAGUUCAUCAUCAACAGCUGCUGGUACUAGUGCUGAACUUUGUGUUAAUCAACCAAAUAGUAUUCUGAAUAAAAUGGUUGAAACCAAAGCAGAACGCAAGAAAAAAGCUAAAGCUUCCACAUCAUCUGCAUCCACCUCACGUUCCAUGACAAGGCCAGCUGCAGGUACUCUAGUAGUGUGCCCUGCUAGUGUUCUUAAGCAGUGGGCUAACGAAUUAACUGACAAGGUUAGCGAAAGUGCUAAAUUAUCUGUUUUAGUCUACCAUGGUGGCGCAAGGACCAAAGAUCCAAGUGAGCUAGCAAAAUAUGAUGUAGUUGUCACUACAUAUACAAUUGUGGCCAAUGAAGUACCUAAACAGAUGGCUGACGAUGACGCAGAUCAAAAGAACAGUGAAGAACCCUCUGCUGGCAAUAAAAGAAAGCCACCAGCAAAUAUGCAAAACAAGGCUAAGAAAAAGAAGAAGAAACUUAAGGGCUCAAACUUUGACCUUGACAGUGGUCCAAUUGCAAGAGUGCGGUGGUUUAGGGUUGUGCUUGAUGAAGCUCAGACAAUAAAAAACUUCCGAACUGUAGUGGCCAGAGCCUGUUGUGGGCUAAGAGCAAAACGGAGAUGGUGCUUAUCAGGAACACCUAUACAAAAUGCAAUUGAUGAGCUGUACAGCUAUUUCCGUUUCUUGAAAUAUGAUCCAUAUUCCACGUAUAACUCAUUUUGCUCAAUGAUUAAGCACCCAAUUGCUAGAGAUGCAAUUCAUGGAUACAAGAAACUUCAGGCUGUGCUGAGGGUAGUUCUCCUGCGUCGUACAAAAGAAACUCUGAUUAAUGGCAAACCAAUAAUAAAUUUACCUCCGAAGACAAUUAAUCUGAAAAAAGUAGAUUUCACACAAGAGGAACGGUCUUUUUAUUUGACGCUGGAAGAACGCUCUCGGCAACGAUUCAAGGCAUUUGCUGCAGCUGGGACACUCAAACAAAACUAUGCCAACAUCCUUUUAAUGUUGUUGCGGCUUCGGCAAGCCUGUGAUCAUCCUAUUCUUGUGAAGGGCAAUCAGUCAGAAUAUGGAGGUGAUGGUUCUAUAGAAAUGGCAAAGAAACUUCCUAAGGAAGUGGUGAUAGAUUUGCUUGCAAAACUGGAAGUGGGGUCAGCCUGUAGCUUAUGUGAUGACACACCUGAGGAUGCUAUUGUGACAAUUUGUGGUCAUGUUUUCUGCUAUCAAUGUAUACAUGAACGAAUAACGACUGAUGAGACUAUGUGCCCUGCCCCUAAUUGCAGUAGAACAUUAGGUUUUGAGUUGUUAUUUUCGUCAGGAGCUUUAAAGAUUUCCAUCUCUGGCGAAUCCAGUUCUGCAGGAGCUAGUUCAUCUGCAGAUAACGAGUCAUCUUCAAUCAGUCAAAUCAGCUUUGUCUCAUCCAAGAUACAAGCAGCCAUUGAUAUACUGAAUUCAAUCAUUAACUUGAAUGCCCUUACUGAAAGUGAUACAAUGGAAUCAAACCGAAGUGGAGUAGCCCCUGUGAAAGCCAUUGUCUUUUCCCAGUGGACUGGCAUGUUGGAUUUGCUGGAGAAUUCACUGAAUACCAAUCUUAUACAGUACAGGAGACUAGAUGGAACAAUGUCUCUCAAUUUAAGAGAUAAGGCUGUGAAGGAUUUUAACACUGACCCAGAGGUUAGAGUUAUGAUUAUGUCACUGAAAGCUGGUAAUCUUGGUCUCAACAUGGUUGCUGCUUGCCAUGUAAUUCUCCUUGAUCUCUGGUGGAACCCUUAUGCUGAGGACCAGGCAAUUGAUAGGGCACACAGGAUUGGGCAGACUAGGCCUGUUACUGUAUCACGCUUGACCGUUAAAGAUACUGUGGAAGAUCGUAUUUUAGCUCUGCAGGAGGAAAAGAGAGCCAUGGUGAACUCUGCUUUUGGUGAAGACAAAUCUGGUGGCCACGCGACCCGGCUCACCGUCGAAGACCUGCGGUACCUAUUUAGGAUAUGAUCGGUGAGGGAACCCUCAAUGCCUCGGGUCAACUUGCCAGGGCACGAUGCGUUGUACUAGCUUGUAUAAUCUUAUAAUCCGGCAAAAGCUGUGUACCGUUGUGUGAGCCGAGGCCCAUAUGGGCCCAUCUCCUCGCACGCCUUGCUGCAGCCCCAGUUUUGGUGGUGCUCAGAUUGCUAGAUGUGUAAUGUAGGGCUAGAUAGCAUGUGUAAUAUAACCCCCCCAACCCACCCCGCCUGGGCAUGGAGGAGAGUUCCGCGGUGCCUCUGCUAUAUGCUUUUCUCCCCUGUGAGGAGUCAGCCUAAUGUAUAUUCAUAUUCAGUUAUUCACCAUGUAUGCUGGUGACUUGCAAUGAGUUGUUUUUAGCUCGAGAUGUGGAACUCAGAUAUGCCACAGUGGUCGUGCUCUGUGGGUCCUGUCUGUCA
Sorghum bicolor (sorghum) is the source of this 3861-nucleotide messenger RNA. RefSeq names its product helicase-like transcription factor CHR28. NCBI's taxonomy places the organism in Eukaryota, Viridiplantae, Streptophyta, Magnoliopsida, Poales, Poaceae. Gene Ontology annotation, molecular function: ATP binding; ATP-dependent chromatin remodeler activity; metal ion binding. Bases 368 to 3436 code for a protein of 1022 amino acids. The transcript is spliced from 11 exons. The record is from RefSeq and is a predicted model, not a curated record.